Molecule: messenger RNA, 2459 nt
Organism: Syzygium oleosum
Lineage: Eukaryota; Viridiplantae; Streptophyta; Magnoliopsida; Myrtales; Myrtaceae
Product: protein trichome birefringence-like 2
Exons: 5
Coding region: 172-1932 (586 amino acids)
Cellular component (GO): Golgi apparatus
Molecular function (GO): O-acetyltransferase activity
Source: RefSeq, a predicted model, not a curated record
CUCGUUUUUUUUGUUUUUUCUCUUCGACCCUUUUCGAAGGCAGCCCGACGCCACGGCACGAACCCGCGAAGGAUUCUCCCUCUGUUUCAUCGUCACCCGGCUCGCAUUUGACGGCCUUUCUCCUUCGAGUUUGGUCUCGCUCCGCUCCCCUGUCUUGCUUCUAGAGGGUGAAUGCUGGAGCCAGAGCGCAUGGAGCCCGCGCAGCAUGCAUUCUCGGAGCAGCUCCUCCACGCCAAGAGGGCGGCGGCGGCGGCGUCCAAGUUCGGCCUCAGCGUCGGGGCCUCGCUCUUCUUUCUCGGUCUCGUGGCGGUCUUUACCCUGAGCGUGACUCCUCUGUGUCUGGAGUUGUCUGGUUCCCCUGUUUCGCUGUGGCCGUUCUCUUCUCCGACCUCCACCGCCGACGCCGCCGCCCCCCUCGUUUCGUCCCCUGCUGCUCAUGCUGCGAACUCGACUACCGGUGCCCGUUCUUGCUGUGGGAAUGCAACGUCGGGCGUUGGACAGGCUUUGAGUUUCUUGGAUGGAGAUGGUCGAGGACAGGUUCUGAACACGACCGUUGAGGCGAACGUGACAAGAGAGGCUGAAACAGAGAGGGUAUUGGGAAAUCCCGCAGGGGACUCGAAAAAUAGAAGCUUGACGGUUCGUAGAGGGAGUUUUGGAGUGAAGACCCAUGAAGCAGCCAGUAGGCCAGUGGAUGAUUCUAAGGCGAGGCACGACGCGAAUCUGGGCGAGGAAGCCGUGGUGUCUCAUGAAAAUCAUCGCGAGGGUGGUAAUUUCUCUCUAGAGAGGGGAGGGAGUGGUAAGUCGAGCUCUCCCGUCGCCACAGAGGAGUCUAACCUUAGGAUGGCGCGACACGGUAUCGGAGUAGUGGGAAUUCGUGGUGGGGAUUGUGAUAUAUUUGGUGGUAGAUGGGUGAGGGAUGAUUCGAAGCCGUACUAUCCCGCGAAUUCUUGCCCUUAUGUUGAUAGGGACUUCAAUUGCCAACUUAAUGGUAGGCCAGAUGAUGGAUUUGUAAAAUGGAAGUGGCAGCCUAAUGGAUGUGACAUGCCUAGUUUGAACGCAACUGAUUUUCUAGAGAGAUUAAGAGGAAGGAGGCUGGUUUUUGUGGGGGAUUCGCUGAACAGGAACAUGUGGGAAUCUCUCGUCUGCAUCCUCCGCCAUAGCGUCAACGAUAAGAAUAGAGUCUACGAGAUAUCUGGAAGGAGGGAAUUCAAAAAGAAGGGAGUUUAUGCCUUCAGAUUUGAGGGGUACAAUUGUUCGGUCGACUUUGUUGGUGCUCCAUUUCUUGUUAGAGAAUCAUCUUUUAGCAAUGGGAAUCGGUCGUUCGGGACAUUGAGGUUAGACUUGAUGGACCGCACAACACGAAUGUAUCGUGACGCUGAUAUAAUAGUCUUCAACACAGGUCACUGGUGGACCCAUGAGAAGACAACUAGAGGGGAACACUAUUAUCAGGAAGGCAAGUAUGUGCACCCAAGACUCAAGGUCCUGGAGGCAUAUAAGAGAGCUCUUACGACUUGGGCCAAAUGGAUAGACAGAAACAUCCACCGGACCCGAACGCAGGUUUUCUUCAGAGGAUAUUCAGUCACUCAUUUCAGGGGCGGGCAGUGGAACUCAGGAGGGCAGUGUCAUAAGGAAACGGAGCCUAUUUUCAACGAUACAUACUUGGAAAAUUACCCUUCGAAAAUGAGGGUGCUAGAGCACGUGCUUCAAGAAAUGAAAACUCCGGUAACAUAUUUAAACAUUAGUAGACUUACUGACUACAGAAAAGACGGGCACCCUUCUGUUUACAGAAUGGCUUACAGGGCCACACAAGAACGAAUCGCCGCUGAGCAAUCCCAAGAUUGCAGCCAUUGGUGCUUACCUGGUGUUCCUGAUACCUGGAACGAGUUGCUAUACGCAUCUCUGUUGAAAAUGGGGUGGGGAUCUCCGACAUAGUGAAACGGAGUGGCUUGAACAGCAGCUUUUUCUUGAUAAUUUGUUGCUCUAUACUGUCUUUUUUUCCAUUUAGGAUCUUAGCUUUAGAUUGAUUUAGAUAGGAGUUCCAGUAUGUUCAGGGAACUUCAACUCUACCCUGAUCGUAGGUUGUCCCUAUUUAGAAUUUUUUUUUUCACUUAGUUGAAAUGUAUAUAUAACACGUUCCAAGAUGCCCGACAAGAAAUACAAAGCACGUAGUGCAGGUAUUUCAUCAUAUGUGCAUACCUUAUGCCUGGAGCUUGGCUGUUUAUCAAGAAUAUCUGUGAGUAGUGAUUUUUCCUCCAUCAGAUCUCCAAAGAGGCUGAGCAUAUAUAUCGUAGCAAAUCGGUUUGUUUGGUAUUUGAUUGAUCAAGGAAAAACAACCUUACCUAUUGAUGGCUAAACUUUGGAAAUCUUAAAGCCAUAAUGCCUUUCCUUUAGUAUAUGCAAAUUAAAUCUAUCGCGAAUCCCACACAGGCCUAAACAACGUAUGCUCACAAAAUGAUUUU